UUGUAGGCUUCAAGGAUUCAACUGGAUCUUCGAUAAGUCUCCUAGUUCCAAGUUGCAGGCUUCAAGGAUUCAAUUGGAUAUUCGAUAAGCCUCUUUGUUCCAGUUCCAGGCUCCAGUUCUUUAACUGAAUCUUCGAUAAUUCUCCAGUUUCCAGGCUUCAUUGUUUUAACUAAAUAUUCCAUAAUUCUCCAGGCUCCGAGACCAACUAACGAAGACGUAAAAGACGUCUUCAGCGGAUUCGCCCAGAGUCCGGAAAGGAUCUUCCAGAGAUUCUUGGAGACACUUGGAUCGCAGGCGACGAGAAGCUUCCCCCGGGAAGCCCAGGAUGGAACCCGCCCCCCUUUUUCUAAAACUAACGAUACUUCACAGCGAUGACAACUACAUAGUUAACAAUAUGAAACGUGUUGUGAACAAUUUGUUGUCUUCUCGAGCGAGUGCAUCGCGUCGAGAUUUGCUGGGAGCUACCGAUGCUCCUUGUUAUCCUUUAUUAUCAUCCCCACAUCGGUCCCUAACAGUCUACCGACCAGCGAAAAGAUUAGGACUCAGGAGAAUUCGAGAGUACUACCUUCCUAGGAGAAGGAAAGAUAAUUUCCCUCGUGCGUCGAGAAGCGUCGAGAGGAAGAUGGAGGCGACGGAAGCGCCAACAGCAAGACAGUUCCCUCCGAGACAAAACUUGCCUCACGACGGAAAGCUAGAAACUAGACGAAUUCUCCGGCCGAAGAGAGGGCUUAGCGUGAGGCAGAACCUUCUGAAUCGAAGAGCAGAAGGUUUCUGUAGUAGUACUGUUAUGCAGGACGGCAGAGGAACGAAGAGGAAGUUCCAGGAGGCCGAAGUGAAAGACCCCGACACCAAACGGGCAAGGACAAAGGAAGAUGGCUGGCUUGUAGCUGGAAACACUCCUUGUUAUACCCAGUUGCUGGCAAGGAGCAGCUUUCCCCGGCCAGAGCCUAUGGACUUGGAAGAGGAACUUGCUACGUUCUGUGCCCCUGAGACCAAAGCAGCGCCCCGCAAAUGGAAGAGGAGGUACGUGAGGAACAGAGCAGCGAAUCGUUUCCCUCGAGUGCUGAGAAACAUCGAGGGAAUGAAGAGAAAGAUAGAGGACGCAGGGGAGUCAUCCCUGUCCAACAUGAGACUCAGGAAGGAUGAAGACGAAGCGGCGACUGCUAGUCCUACCCGAAGGCCUCCUCUGAAAGCAAUGCGAGGAGGUAUGAUAAAGGUGGUAGCUCUGAGGAAGAGGUUUGCGGAUAAUUCCCAGAGAAGGCCACAAGACUGUCAGGGAAAGAAGAGGAAGCUGGAGGAGGACGAGGAAAUUAUUGCAUCCGUCGAUCAGGAGAAAAUGGAGGCCAAAGGCAAGACGGAACCCCUGAACAAAAGACGGAAGGCGGACCAAAGCCCUCCUCCUCCUCGCAGUCCACCAAAGGCACCGAAAAGGCUACCUCGGCAGGCAAAGGCCAACGCAGUGGACAGAAUCCACAAGGUGUAUGGUGUCCCCGCCGAGAGAACUAAGCCGGGCCAUAGUGCAGCAGCUGACGAGGAGAAAAUGAAAAAGGUAAAUGAAAAAGUUGAGGAAAAAGCUCAGAAAAAGGCAGAAGCAGCAAAAGGAGAGAGAACGGACGUUUCCCCCGACAAACCUCAACAGAAGAAGCUGGGGAAAAGGAAAAGGAAAAAAGAGCCUCCGAAGAAUCAGGCUGAAAAAAAACAGAAGAAGCAGAAGAAAAUGGAGGCUCCAAAGAACCAGGCUGAGAAGAAUAAGAAGAAAGAGGAGCCUCAGAAGAAGCAAUCUGAGAAGAGAACGAAGAAAGGUGCGAAAGGCCCCCAAAAUCAGAAGGACACACGGAAGACAGAAGCCAUAAUGAUGAUUGAGGCUGAGGUUGCCGAGCUCCUCAAGGAAGGAAAGGAGCUGGGCGCGGGGACCUACGGAACCGCUUACAAGGUCGUCCACAAGGGAGAGGUAGCCGUCCUAAAGGUGGCCAAUUCACGCCUGUGGAGUGUGAAAGCGGCUUUCAAAAAGGAAGCGAAGGUUCUUCAGGCCCUCAAUGGCACAGGAGGUGCUCCUCUGCUGUUUGGCACCUGCAGCAAACCAGCAGCUAUCCUCAUGGAGUUUUGCCCUGGCGAAGAGUUCCUCUCGUUUAUAAACGACUCGAAGAACUCUCCUUCCCUCGCUUUGGGAAUCCUUCCGGACAUUGCGAGGGAACUGCACCAGAUCCACUUGGCAGGUUACGUCCACGUGGAUUUGAAGACGGAUAACGUCAUGGUCCACGUCCCAGAAGGCAAGGGCAAGAAACAGGUGAAGCCCAGGAUAAUCGACUUCGGAAUAGCUGUGGAAAGGAGAAAGGUAAUAGAGCUAUAUCCGAAUUUUUCAGAUUCCAUCUACCCGCCUGAGUACACGGAAGGUGCGCCGGCGCAGCCCUCUGGGGACGUAUAUUCCAUGGGAUGUCUUAUUGAGGAUACGAUCUAUGCCUUCACCGAUCACAUCCCACAGCACUAUGAGGAAAUUAUAAACAUGGCGAAGAACGAGAACCCAAGACUUCGCCCAACAGUCCCAAAGUUAGUGAAACUGUUAGAAGCAGCAAGAAAGAUGCCCGACCUACAAUAGAAACCACAGGGGUAGCCAAGACAGUAUAAAAAAGCCCCUAGACACCUUCUAGUAUUGCUCUGUUCCUCUAUGGAGAUUCUGCAUGUAGAAAGUCUCUGUUAUGCGAACAACUGGUCGGAUUUCUAGAUCAUCUAGAAACACGGCUCGCAGAGGGAAGC
Molecule: messenger RNA, 2754 nt
Organism: Macrobrachium nipponense
Lineage: Eukaryota; Metazoa; Arthropoda; Malacostraca; Decapoda; Palaemonidae
Exons: 1
Coding region: 326-2596 (756 amino acids)
Biological process (GO): signal transduction; protein phosphorylation
Cellular component (GO): cytoplasm
Molecular function (GO): ATP binding; protein kinase activity
Source: RefSeq, a predicted model, not a curated record